Messenger RNA from Paramacrobiotus metropolitanus, 1922 nucleotides. RefSeq names its product mitogen-activated protein kinase kinase kinase 3-like. Gene Ontology annotation, cellular component: cytoplasm. Gene Ontology annotation, molecular function: protein serine/threonine kinase activity; ATP binding. Lineage: Eukaryota; Metazoa; Tardigrada; Eutardigrada; Parachela; Macrobiotidae. Bases 1385 to 1822 code for a protein of 145 amino acids. The record is from RefSeq and is a predicted model, not a curated record. Gene Ontology annotation, biological process: protein phosphorylation. The transcript has 2 exons.
CCAACAGCACCUGCUACUUAGUAGUGUUUAUUACCUGUACAUAGCAGCCAGAUAGACCGUUGUUACAAUAGGUACUUUCAGUUCUGACUGCCUUAUGAUCAGAGUGUGCUGAAAUUCCUUAAUAUAUGUAUACUUGUAUACUAUACAGAUAGUGCGAAGUGCUUACUGUGAAUGCGGAUUACAGGGCUUACUGUCCUUUCAGUAAGUCAGCGACGUACAGUAGUUAAAUUUUUCUUUUCGACGUAGUUAAAUUUUUCUUGUUUGCUUUUCGCAUUUGGCAGAAUCAAGACUACUGUUACAGCCCUGUGUACUUCACCACAGAAUCGCCGAUGCUAUUCUUUGUUUAUGAGCCUUAUGGCUAACCGAGCCGACGAUCAUACUGCUAUUCCGUUCCAGUUAGCUGAUAAACUGCAUGUCAGUAGAAAAUGGUACGUCUUCAAAGCCAGGAGAACGGAUAAUAUUCCAGAGGGUGCCUGUAACAUCGUCGUCAAGCUGAUUGCACUUCCCGAUUGUGCUACAACGAGGAGCACCCUAAUUAGCCGACUGAAUAAACAGUACAAAGGUAUUCUUGAACUGCAGCAUCUACACUUGGUCCAUCAUUUGCAACUGCAACAACGUUCCAUGCAGAUCUUCAAUAUGGCCGGCGAAUGUCCUGUUGAUUAUUACUGCAUACUAACGGAAUAUUGUCAAGGUACCGAAAAGUUGCAGAAAGCACGAUUUAAUAUAGAUCUUUCAGUCACGUUUUCGAAAGCCGUUUUUUAACUGUUUCAUCAUUUAUAAUAUUAUUAUCUUUCCGUUUGACCGCGAAAGAUAACAGAAAGGGAAAGAUAAUAGAAAGGAGAGUCAAGCAAACCAAAAUUAAUUUAAAUGAUGAAGCCGACGUCCAUAUUGGUCAUAAUUAUGAUAAAAGCGUUUUCUUGUAUUCGCACAGGAAGCCGGUUUUUGCGUGACGUACAUGUGUCGUGUUUUGACUCUCUCGUUUGUGCAUAAAUCCUGUAGUUGCCCUUUAAGUAAAAUUAUAUGUAGCGUUUUAUGUUUUUAAAUUGUACAUACCUAUUGUCACGUGUAGUAUGUCUGUUGGUCAUAAGCGCAGCCAUACAUGUACAUUCCCAGUGAUUACGUAAUUCCAGUAUGAAUCAGAAUAAGCAACCAAUUAUGAGGGAGCAAUAGCCCAGCUGAAGAUGGUUAAGCCUUGUUUUAGCACUUUAAAGUAAUCGAUGAUUUCUUGACCUAUGGUUUGUCUAUGGAUUAUGAUAAUUGUCUUGUGCUGUGAAUCACUCAGGUAGGCGGCUCUGUUAUGUUUCCCGUAGAGUCCGUUGUUAAGCUGGUAAGGUGAACUGGUAAUCUGACUGUCUUGAAAGUUGUGAAGUAGUUGGCCGUUUGGAUGUCUACAAUGAAGAUGGAAAGACCGGAAACGGUCAGCCUGUCUAAUAUGAUUAGCGACGGUGGUUUGAGUAUUAAAGGUGGGACACUGCACGAUGCGGUACAAAACCCAGAUUUCGAUGCAAACAGGUACGCCGCGCGCUGGACGAAGCAGAUCGUAGCCGGCUUAGCCUUUCUCCACGCUAACCGUAUCGUCCAUCGCGACAUCAAAGGCAGCAACAUUGUCCUGUCCUCUGCCGACUACGCUAGGUGCAUCCUGAAGAUCGGCGACCUCGGUGAUAACAAAGAGUUGGAGACGGCCAUGACCCGCUCCAACGAAGUCUCCACGAAUCACGGCACCGUCGGUUUCAUGUCGCCGGAGAUCAUGGGCGGCGAGCUUAUCGGCCAUAAGGGAAGAUCGGGAGGAAGACGGAUAUCUGGAGUGUGGGCUGUGUGGUGAUCCAAAUGUUUUCGCGAAGCCCUCCGCAGUUUAUUCGACGUGAUGCCGGUCAACCUCCUACCGUCAUAACGGAGCCGAUGCAGAUUGUGUAUUUCAUGGG